Lotus japonicus is the source of this 1591-nucleotide messenger RNA. Its product is annotated as phenylacetaldehyde reductase-like. NCBI's taxonomy places the organism in Eukaryota, Viridiplantae, Streptophyta, Magnoliopsida, Fabales, Fabaceae. The transcript has 7 exons. Gene Ontology annotation, molecular function: oxidoreductase activity, acting on the CH-OH group of donors, NAD or NADP as acceptor. The record is from RefSeq and is a predicted model, not a curated record. The coding region runs from base 749 to 1591 and encodes 280 amino acids.
AUAAAUUCAUGUAACUAAAUUUGCAUCAUUGAACAACAUUUUCAUAUGUACUGUUUGUUGACAAUAAGCCUUAUAUUGUGAGACAUAAGUGAAAUCAUUCACCUUAAAACUUCAAGUUACUGUAAAUGUAAAUGAAGGGACUGAAUAAUAUUGAUAUUGAAUAGAUUCAACUGGGGAAUAUUAUGAAUGAGAGUCUCAUUUGGUACAAGGUACACUGGAGCAACAACGGUGGCCGGACCUCUCUUACAACCAGAGGUUAAUUCUAGUGCUGAGCUAAUUUUAGACCUAUGUAAUGUUGUGUGGACAAUGAGUCAUAUGAGCCAACAUGUCAAUUUUCCCAAGAAAAUGCCAAGAGCUCAUGAGUCGAGUUUACUCCUUUAGAAAUAAGCAUCAAGGAAUGGAAAGUUUUAGAGAAAAGAAGAUUGUCAAUUUUUAAUUUGUAUUGUGUUAUCCUCUUGAUGAAUAUAUCUUGACCGUUUUUAAUUCAUGUAACUAAACUCGUCAUUAUUAUUGUGUUAUUAAUCACUUUAAGGUUCUCCUUUUCAUUUGUUUCUUUUUCACUUUCUCAGCAAUUUUAUCUGGUAUGUUGACAAGAGUCUUGGUUGGAGCAAAAUUUGCAGAGUUACUUAAGCACAUGUGACAGUACGAGCCCACAUAAAUAGUGCUAAGAACUAGCAUUGGAGAUGCUUUUAUUUAGAACUAAGAACCAAGAGAAGUUCUUGACCUUUGAACAAAACGAAGAGAAAGGAUGAGCAAUGAGGAAGGAAAGUUGGUGUGUGUGACUGGUGGUUCAGGCUAUAUUGCUUCAUGGAUUGUCAAGUUUCUUUUGGAAAAUGGUUACACUGUUAGAGCCACUGUUCGUGACCCUGGUAAUCACUACAAGGUUGAGCACUUGGUUAAACUUGAUGGAGCAAAGGAGAGGUUGCAACUGUUUAAGGCAGAUCUGUUGGAAGAAGGUUCCUUUGACUCUGCUAUUGAGGGCUGCAAUGGCGUCUUCCAUAUCGCUUCACCUGUUCGUAUGUUUGUCGAGGACCCCCAGGCUGAAUUGAUUGAUCCAGCAGUGAAGGGAACUCUUAAUGUUCUCAAAUCAUGCGCAAAAUCACCAUCUGUGAAACGAGUUGUCUUAACUUCUUCUACUUCUGCUGUUCUAUUUAAUGGAAGGCCUAAAAGUCCUGAAGUAGUGGUUGAUGAGACAUGGUUUUCAGAUCCAGAUUUCUUAAGGGAAUCAAAGCUUUAUCAUUUGUGGUACACAAUUUCAAAGACAUUGGCUGAGGAUACUGCCUGGAAAUUCGCAAACGAAAACAGAAUUGACCUGGUUGUUAUUGUCCCGGGUCUGGUAGCUGGACCUCCCUUACAACCAGAGGUUAACUUUAGCCUUGAACCAAUUUUAAACUUAAUUAAUGGUUUACCAUUUCCGAAUUCGUCUAUUGGAUGGGUUGAUGUGAAAGAUGUUGCUAAAGCACAUAUUCAAGCAUAUGAGAUUGCUUCAGCUAGUGGAAGAUAUUGUAUGGUUGAGAGAGUGGUACACUGCUCUGAAAUUGCAAGGAUUUUACAUGAUCUGUACCCAACAUUACAAAUUUCAAAUAAGUAA